AAUGCAAUAAUUUGUAGCAUAAACUUUACAUGCAGUCUAUGAAUGAAUAAGUACUUGAUUUAUGCCACUUUUUUGUAACCUCGAUUGUGCACAAGGCCAGCUUAUCGAACAAGCUUAAGCUUAUAUAAUCGUUGAAACGUUGUGUGUAUAGUAUUGAAGGUGCCAAAGGUGUGUUUUUCAUAGUAACCAGUGAAAUUUUACAGAGGCAAGAACAUCAAUUUGUUCAAACUCGUGUUAAAUAAAAUGUCUCAUAAACUGUAUUAUUUCGACGCUCGAGGUCUCAAUGAGCCACUGAGGAUGAUAUUUGCUUUGGGAGGAGUGGAAUACGAAGAAAUUCGGUCUCCCAUCGGAGAUGUGCCUCCACUGCCGACACUUCCUUUGGAAGUGAAGGAAAAAUGCACGUGGGGCCAGGUACCAAUGUUAGAGGUUGAGGGUCGCAAACUCUGCCAAUCGCUAGCCAUGCAGCGUUACUUUGCCAAGAAAUUCAAUCUGGUGGGAUCCAAUGAUUUUGAAGCUGCCCAAAUUGACGAGUAUGUGGAUUCGUCUAAAGAAGUUUUUCAGAUGUGGACGCCUGCCUGUAUAGAAAACGAUCCGGUCAAAAAAGCAGAACUCGUGAAGGAAUUGAAAGAUAAAACGGUGGACAAAUAUCUCAAAACGUUCGACAAAAUUAUUAACUCUAACGGAGGCAAACGUCUCGUGGGAAAUAGUCUUUCCUGGGCAGAUAUCUGGUUGACUCAUGUGAUAAAUAAUCUUGAAAUUAUUUGUGGAAUUAAAUUGGCAGAAGAUUUUCCAGCCGUGAAAUCCUUGUGUGACACCGUCCUUGCCACGCCACAGAUUAAGGCUUGGAUUGAGAAAAGGCCAAAAUCCAGAUUUUAAAGAGCAUAUCGGCAUAUAAACAUAGAUAACUAAUAAAUAUAUCUGCAAUGCAGAUUCUGCAAAUUUCCAAGAGUAA
Folsomia candida is the source of this 952-nucleotide messenger RNA. Its product is annotated as glutathione S-transferase. The coding region runs from base 244 to 876 and encodes 210 amino acids. Gene Ontology annotation, molecular function: glutathione transferase activity. Gene Ontology annotation, biological process: glutathione metabolic process. NCBI's taxonomy places the organism in Eukaryota, Metazoa, Arthropoda, Collembola, Entomobryomorpha, Isotomidae. The transcript has 3 exons. The record is from RefSeq and is a predicted model, not a curated record.